UUCUGAUGCUGGGGAUGAUCACUUGAUAGCCUCAUCAGCCUUGCCGUGGCUUACAUUAUUUGCAUACCUGUCGUUGCUGUGCCAGACCUUUCAUGUUUUGUUGACUUACCUAUCGCAAAGUACAAGGGCGCCGGUUGUUCCAUCAAACCUCUUUCUUGAGAAAGCUUUCCACGUUUUUUCUUCAAGCUCCAAAUAAUAACAGCUCUACUUUUUCGGUGUGCAUACGCAGUUUUGGAGCUGCGCUCCCUGCCUUUCGACGUUAUGGCCUUCACCGCAGUGCACUCUCCGACAGACAAAGACCAAAGCCAAGUUCCUUAUUGGCCUGAAAAUGAGGAGCUUGAGGUGGCAAGCGAUAACAACUUCUUUGAGCAGUUUCUUGCCUUUGAUUCUUCUGACCCCUCAGCUCCAGGAGGAGGUGAUGACUUACCAACAGAUCCGCCGAGUCCAUCCCUCCUCCUCGAAAGCCUCGAUGUGAGUCUACCCAAUUCGUCGUCCAGCGACCAGGACACGCAAUCUGGGCAGCCUCGAAGCGAAACAUCCGCCUCAUCCGUUUCUCUGGAUUUCUCAUCGGUACCUUCUUCAGAACCCAGCAAAUCUGUCCCACUAGAGCUUGCUGCUCCUCUCGUGUCAGACCCUAUCUUGUCAGGUGGUUCAAUCUCGGAUUCGGAACUGCUUCGCUUGGAAGGUAUCUCCAGAUUGUCACUCGACUCGCCGAAGGGAAAUGCUACAGCACCUCCGGGUUCACCUCCCGCAAGCCAAACUUCCCUAAGCCCACGUAAGCACAACCGCGUAUUAAACUCGGUCUGCUCCGCAUUACGCCGAGCAACACGCUGGUCAAAGCCACAUAAGCCCCAAGGACUUCAGAUGGGAGUAAGCACGGCAAUGAUGGGAGACACAUUGAAGAAGGAUGACGAUACCUGUUACGAUCUUCCUGUAGACUUUGAUUUCAGCGGCCUGGGCGACAUUAGACUCGAAGAUACGUCUAUUCCAAGCAACUUGCCCUUAUCUCCGCCAUUGACUGGCCGGAUACCGGGCGGACAGAACUCGGACGACAUAAUGAACUUCGUACGCGGCCAUUUCGACGAUCCAUUUUCUGAUGAUGUGCUAGCUCCGCCUGCAACAACCAAAGGACACGACAUCAACCUGAGCACCCCGAUGGCAACUCCAGCCCUGGAUGACGAUAUAUUCUACCAACAGACACUCGACAUUCUCAGCACAAACGGAACCCCGCUCCGCGCGCACAAAUCACAACCCAAACUGCGAAGCACAAGCUCGGCAGAGUGGCCCAUGGAGGGCAUUCUGAGCAAUGAUAACCGAAAUAACAUUUGUGAUACACCAUCCUCCCCGAAUGUGGGACAAGCGUACAUUUCCGACACCGGGCGCGCCGUAGUGAGCCCCGGGUGGUGGGAUUCGCCGCACCAAACCAACGGCCACCGCCCGCACGGUAGUGGUCGCAGUCGCAGCCACGGCGGCUCAAUUCACGCCAAUAACAUGCCACUCAACCUCUCGAUGCACAACCAACAAGCGGAAUUACCAUACGAGUAUGGCGCGGGCCCCGAUAUGUCGGGACUUAUGAUUCACAUGCCGCAACCCCGGGCGCCACAGGCUGCAGUCCUGAGCUCCAACAUGAACGACCCCCUCAUCAUGUCCUCGCCGUCCGGGUACUACCACCCUCCUCCUCCUCCUCCUAUCCCUCCCCAUCCCAGCAGCGGCCGUCGGCACUCCUCGACCUCAUCGCACUACCACCACGGACACCACAGCGAGCACCGGCGGCCGCGACCGCGCGCCCCCUCCUCCGGCGCGCGACACUACGGCGGCGGCGGCAGCAGCAGCAGCGGCCAUUACGGGGGACCGAUGACGUCUCCGCGCAAGGUGUCCUCGUCAGCAGCAUGCUACACGCUGCGCGAAGAGUCCAUGUCGCCAACCCCCGUCCCCCGCCAACGCACCUUGUCCUCGUCCUCGAGCUCCUCCCUCGCCCUGCGCAAGCAGCGCUCCUGGAGCCGGCCGCACCGGAAGGGCGGCGAGCCGCGCACGCCGAGCAGCGGCCGCGUGCGAUCGUCGUCCUGCCGGUCCGCGGGCUACGACUCCCACGGCGGCGGCGGCGGAGGGGGAGGCGGAGGUGGGGGCAUGUCGAUUGAGUUCUGCAAUUACACGCCGAGCGACAAGAAGGUGCUCAUGAACGGCGUGGCGCCGAGCGGGUCUAGCAAGACCAAGGCGCGGCGCGAGCGCGAGGCCCAGGAGAAGAACGAGAGGUACGUCGAGGCGAUCCGCGCCGCGGGCGUGGACGUGGAAAAGCUGCGUCAGAGCGGGUUCCUCGCCAGCCACUAACGACCCCCUGUGAGCUGAAUUCCGUCCGUACGUCCUAGCUGGGUACCUACCUUAGGUACCUGUCUGAUAAAGGGGUUUGUGGGAGAAACGUAAUAAUAGAGGUCGCCGUGCAAACCGUGGCGAACUUGGUUGGCUGAGGAUUGUUUGCUCUUUUCUUCGCUGCUUUAAUGUGCUUGUACAUGAUCGCAAUUUGGUCGGAUCGGAAGCAAGCGGACAGGUAUGCGGAUAGGAGUUGGACCUGGUUGAAUAAUUACCCCUUUUAACCGCUGAAGUGUACUAAUAGGGAUGAAGUACUCCAUAUGUAUGAGUCUGUCAUGUCGCCAACCCU
Daldinia caldariorum is the source of this 2656-nucleotide messenger RNA. RefSeq lists its product as uncharacterized. The coding region runs from base 262 to 2328 and encodes 688 amino acids. NCBI's taxonomy places the organism in Eukaryota, Fungi, Ascomycota, Sordariomycetes, Xylariales, Hypoxylaceae. The transcript has a single exon. The record is from RefSeq and is a predicted model, not a curated record.